This is a messenger RNA of Guillardia theta CCMP2712, 1047 nucleotides long. RefSeq lists its product as hypothetical. Bases 1 to 1047 code for a protein of 348 amino acids. NCBI's taxonomy places the organism in Eukaryota, Cryptophyceae, Pyrenomonadales, Geminigeraceae. The transcript has 11 exons. Gene Ontology annotation, biological process: signal transduction. The record is from RefSeq and is a predicted model, not a curated record.
AUGCCCUACGGGAGACGCUGCUGUCGAGCGCUCGUGGCGCUUGUCUGGCUGGCAGGAGAGACGCUGAGCAUGCAGGGAGAGGGGGAGGAACCAGCGACAGGAGGACGAAGUGUCCUCGUGCUUGGAGCUAAGAUACCAACACACGGGAACGGGGGAUGGGAGGCGUUCGAGAUCGAUGGAAGGACCUUCAUCGCUGCCGCAAAUUUCUGGGACGGAGAGUCGGUGGACAUGAGCGCGCUCUCCAAGGUCUACCGGGUAUCUCUCAACGAGACGGGCAAGCUAUUGUUGAAGAGACAUCAGUCGAUGAGGACGAGAGGAGCUCAUGGCUGGGACUUCUUUGAAUCAGGUCCAGGGCAAACUGAUCAUUUCCAUUGGAAGAACUCGACGUUUCUGAUCGUCGCUGAGAACUUUGCGCAACAGAUCUCGAUCUACAGGAUUGAAGGGGCGGAAGGGUCUAAAAGCAACCGUUUUCCAGGUCUUGCAGACCAUGACAAGGGACUCCGUCGGGGAGGGUUUGGAGAAUUGACGUGCGUCAAGGAAUUCGGAAGCUUCAACAAUCAGUACUUCCUUGCGUUCUCCGAGGACAGGAACGAACACACGACCCAAAUCUCAUCCUCGGUCUUCCGCUUCGACCCUGGCACAGAGAGUUUCCGAUUCCUCCAGUCCAUCCCUACUGAUGGUGCUCAUGGAUGCGAGCUGUUCACCGCACAGGGCAGCUUCCUGCUGGCGUUUGCCAACUUUGGUGACCGCCAGGGCAAGAGGUACAAGUCGAAAUCCUCUUUGUGGAAAUACCACGAGGGCGACGGAAUCUUCAGACUGAUAGGGGAGGUAAAGACGCAAGGAGCGACGGAUGUCAAGCAUUUCACGAUUGAGGUCACAUCAAGCAUUCCAUUCUUUGAAUUUCAUUCGAGUAACGUGGCGAAUUUCAAUCUUCAGAAUCAUGAUUUCUUGGCUAUCAGCAAUGAGGGAGAUAUCCAAAACAGAAGGUUUCAAGUCUCCGCAAUCUACAGCAUUCGCAACAUCAACAAGUCAAAAGAUAAACUCUGA